AUGCAAUCGGCGAAUCGGGACCAUUUCUUCGAGACCGAUGCGUCUCAAGCCCAGAGGGCCAGGAAGGCUGCCAAAGCAGGAAACAAGCAUGGCGAUCCCGUGGAACUCAAGUCCAAAAUCCUCGCAGCGAUACCAGGCCCGACGUCGUCGCCUUCAUCCAUCUUUGUGGCAGAGUCUGCAGGUUCUAUCCGGCACGUCGAGCUGAAUUCACCCGAUGCUCAAGCCACGACGUACCGAGGACCGAAAGCCCCCGUCACCUGCCUUGCUCUGGGCGGCAAAGGCAGCAAAACCAUCUUUGGCGGGUGCUGGGACAGAAGCGUCUGGUCAUGGGACGUUGAGUCCUGCCGGGUUGGCCGGAUAUACAGUGGUCACUCCGACUUUGUCAAGUGCGUUCUGUGCACCCAGCUGCAGGGCAGGCAAGUUCUCGUCAGCGGAGGUGCGGACAAGAAGAUCAUCGUGUGGGAUGUCGAGUCUGGCCGUCCGCUGCACACCCUGCAGGAUCCGGCGACAAACAUGAUGGCGGUUCAGCACCUGGCCCUGGACCCUGUCCUCAGCACGGCUUCCGAGGUUGUCCUCGCGAGUGCCUCUAGCGAUCCGCGCAUUAGGCGCUGGAAGAUCUCCCUGGACCGGUACGAGCAGCUGGCUGAAUCGUUUCACGACCGGCCCGGCACGGAGCGCCUCACGAUUGAGGAGCACCACACGAGCGUCUACAAGCUGGUGUUUGAUGUGGAUGGAGAGGAUGUGGAUCUGUGGACGGCCAGCGCCGACGGCACCGCCAAAUGUCUCUCGCGGACGCUCGACUUUGUUGCAGACGAGGUCCUGGCGCAUGGCGACUACGUGCGUGCGGUGCAACCAACAGAGAACUGGAUCUUCACCGCAGGACGAGAUGAGCAGGUAAAGGUCUGGGAUAGAACGACGGGGAAGCUCUACUGUGCGCUUCAUGGCCACUACGAGGAGAUUACGGACCUCGUGCUGCUUCGCAACACCCAAGGUGUGCCGGAGAAGGUCUGCAGCGUCAGCAUUGACAGAACGAUUCGAACCUGGCCAGUACAGAAGAGCGAUCUGGAUCAUGUUGUGAGGCAGAUGGAGGAUCUCAAGAGGCCGAGCGUGAACGAGAUUGAGACGGUUGAAACCCUGUUGACAGCUGAAGAGGAAGCCGAGUUGGCGGAACUUGCGGACGAUUAG
Messenger RNA from Ustilaginoidea virens, 1185 nucleotides. RefSeq lists its product as uncharacterized. Bases 1 to 1185 code for a protein of 394 amino acids. The record is from RefSeq and is a predicted model, not a curated record. Lineage: Eukaryota; Fungi; Ascomycota; Sordariomycetes; Hypocreales; Clavicipitaceae. Gene Ontology annotation, biological process: vesicle transport along microtubule; nuclear migration; establishment of mitotic spindle orientation. Gene Ontology annotation, molecular function: microtubule plus-end binding; dynein complex binding. Gene Ontology annotation, cellular component: microtubule associated complex; kinetochore; cytoplasmic microtubule. The transcript has 3 exons.